Trachymyrmex septentrionalis is the source of this 680-nucleotide messenger RNA. RefSeq names its product small ubiquitin-related modifier 3 (gene Sumo). NCBI's taxonomy places the organism in Eukaryota, Metazoa, Arthropoda, Insecta, Hymenoptera, Formicidae. Bases 256 to 537 code for a protein of 93 amino acids. The record is from RefSeq and is a predicted model, not a curated record. Gene Ontology annotation, cellular component: nucleus. Gene Ontology annotation, biological process: protein sumoylation. The transcript is spliced from 3 exons. Gene Ontology annotation, molecular function: ubiquitin-like protein ligase binding; protein tag activity.
UAAAUUAGAACUAGUUUACCUUUGGAAUCUACAAGUCUGUGGCGAGUCUAUCGUUUCGCGCAUUAUUCAGGCAAAAUGGCGACAUUGUAGACGUCGUUUUGAGGAGAAGAAGCGGGACUUCGCGGCAAGUUUACGUUCCAGAAUCAAUUACAACGCAGUUGAGUGUACGAAUCAUCCGUUUAAUCCCGUUAUCGAUCACGCGACCGCCCGGCGACUCCCGGUAAACACCGAUCAGCCUUGCGGAACCGCUGCAUCAUGUCGGACGAGAAGCAGGAGACAAAGACGGAGUCGGAGCACAUAAAUUUGAAAGUGCUGGGUCAGGACAACGCAGUAGUUCAGUUUAAAAUUAAGAAACAUACACCCUUACGGAAAUUAAUGAAUGCAUACUGUGACCGUGUAGGCUUGGCGAUAGCAGCAGUAAGAUUUAGGUUUGAUGGACAGCCCAUAAACGAAUUAGACACACCUACCUCACUGGAAAUGGAAGAGGGAGAUACAAUAGAGGUGUAUCAACAGCAAACUGGUGGUUUUUCGUGUUGAGAUGCAAUGCAUCGCGUUUACAAAUGGACUAAAUGAAAUUUAUCGUUCCAGCAGUGUUUACGUUUAACAGAAGGCAUGAUUUAAUAAUUUUUUUAUCUUUACUCCGCUCUACAUAACAGGAGACUUCGAUCCAUCACAUAAUG